GUCGUUGAUCAACACUGCAAACAGUCUUAUUUUUUGUUCGGGCGUAAUUAGAAAGCAGCAAUAAAGUUAAUUUUCACGUCCUAACCACAACAAACCUUCACACAUUCGCACUGCGAAGCGAGCGCCAUUGUAUUUUCCCACCGGAAAAACCGCCGCGAGAAAAGCGAAACUCGACCGCAGACGCAGAAAAAAGUCUUAAAACUACGUCGCCAUUUUUGACACGGCUCCGAAAUCGAAAACACAAAAACACACACCCAAAAGACCUGAGAGAAAGAGCAAAAAAAAAACGAAAAAGACAUAUAUACGUUUGCAAAUUGCGGUUACGUCUAGGAAUAUUUUACGGCACGCAUGGAGAACACUUGUGAUUAGUGUUAUUAGCAAAGAAUCGGCAAGGAAGUUACUUGGUUGAAGGCGGCGACGUGUACAGUGCUUCAUUUGGGAUCUAUCCAUUAACCCUUACCCUAAUCACUACUAUCUCGGGGCGACGACAACUGUGAUCCUACCGCAAAAAUGGCCAAAACCUACGACUAUCUGUUCAAAAUGCUCCUGAUAGGCGAUUCUGGUGUGGGCAAGACCUGUAUCCUGUUCCGAUUUUCCGAGGACGCCUUUAACACGACGUUUAUAUCCACAAUAGGUAUCGAUUUUAAAAUUAGAACAAUUGAAUUAGAUAACAAGAAAAUUAAGCUGCAAAUAUGGGACACUGCCGGCCAGGAGCGCUUUCGCACAAUCACCACGGCCUAUUACAGAGGUGCCAUGGGCAUCAUGCUGGUGUAUGACAUAACCCAGGAGAAAUCGUUCGAGAACAUCAAAAACUGGAUCAGGAAUAUCGAGGAAAACGCAUCCGCCGAUGUCGAGAAAAUGCUACUGGGCAACAAGUGCGAGUUGACCGAUAAGAGACAGGUUUCAAAGGAGCGCGGUGAACAAUUGGCUAUCGAGUAUGGCAUCAAGUUCAUGGAGACCUCCGCCAAAGCCAGCAUCAACGUGGAAGAAGCCUUCCUCACCCUAGCCAGUGAUAUCAAAGCGAAAACGGAAAAGCGGAUGGAGGCGAACAACCCACCCAAGGGCGGCCAUCAGCUGAAACCGAUGGACAGUCGGACGAAGGACAGUUGGUUGUCCAGGUGCAGUCUGCUUUGACGUGGCAACGUGCAAUCGGCACUGAUGCGGCAUGGUGGCAACAACGACUACGUGGCAGUAGUGGUUUAUGGUGGUAACUACGAUGUAGUGGUAGUAGUUCUCUUAACUCCUGUUAGGUUCGAAUACAAUCGGUACCCCCAAAAAGCCAACCAAUCAACUGACAUCUCUGAAUCAACCUUAAACAUCAACAGCCGGCUCUCCCUAACCGAAUAAGCGCGAUAAUGGAAUAGAACACAAAUUGCAUUAUGAAACAGUUAUUAAAUAAAGUAUGUGACGACCGUGUACGAAAUAUACCUAGGCAUGAUAACGAUAUGAUAUAUAUACGUAUAUAACUCAAGUUAAAACGAGCGAUAACGUAAACGUAAACGUAAAGCGAAGAGCAGCCAAUCCAAUCCCGCCCGCGUCCUUCUCGAAGAGGUUUUUAGUAUUUACGGAACUUUGAUUUUCUCUAGCAGCCAUGGUUGUUAAUAUCGAUUUGUAAAUUAUUACUUGUAAAAGAAAUAUAUAUGUGCUAUAUAUGCAUAUGGUUAGUUCCACCUGUCCUUGUUUUGCUCAUUGUGUGUAAUUUCAAUCGAUUUACCAAUCCUUUUUGCCAUUAUGUUAGAAAUACGGAGGAUGUCCAGACGCACAAUUUCCCCCCCAAAUUCUGGCUUCCCCACUCCCCUAACUUUAUAACAUAAAUGUGGUAGUAUCGCACAGUUCAAGGGUGCUUAUUAUAUUAUUAUUAUUCUUCUUAAUCUUCACACACAUUUCAUUUGGUUAGUUAGUACUCUAUUUAUUUUCGUUCUUUGCCGCACUCCACACGAAUCUGUCAAUAAAACGUUACACCUAAUAAAUAAACCUUGAUAAAGAUCUGCAGAUGAGAUCAGCAUUGAAAAAAAAGGUAGUCCAUCAAAUACAAUCGAUCGGCAGCAAUAAACAAUUAUGAGAACACAUACACAGCGCAGUAAAAUAAAUAAUGUGAAAUUAAAUAAUAACUAAAUGCAUAUUUGAUAUUAAUUAAUUACUUGUAAUAUUAAUGAUUAAACGUAUACAAUUUUAUAAAAAUAAAUCAUGUGCAAAAACCAAA
Molecule: messenger RNA, 2203 nt
Organism: Drosophila ficusphila
Lineage: Eukaryota; Metazoa; Arthropoda; Insecta; Diptera; Drosophilidae
Gene: Rab8
Product: ras-related protein Rab-8A
Exons: 5
Coding region: 511-1134 (207 amino acids)
Biological process (GO): Golgi vesicle fusion to target membrane; cellular response to insulin stimulus; protein localization to plasma membrane
Cellular component (GO): synaptic vesicle; endosome; trans-Golgi network transport vesicle
Molecular function (GO): GTP binding; GTPase activity
Source: RefSeq, a predicted model, not a curated record